This is a messenger RNA of Spizellomyces punctatus DAOM BR117, 1994 nucleotides long. RefSeq lists its product as uncharacterized. The transcript is spliced from 5 exons. Gene Ontology annotation, cellular component: membrane. Gene Ontology annotation, biological process: transmembrane transport. Gene Ontology annotation, molecular function: transmembrane transporter activity. Bases 405 to 1895 code for a protein of 496 amino acids. The record is from RefSeq and is a predicted model, not a curated record. NCBI's taxonomy places the organism in Eukaryota, Fungi, Chytridiomycota, Chytridiomycetes, Spizellomycetales, Spizellomycetaceae.
AAGUUGUCAAACAAUCGAAACUUUCCUCUGGUCAGAGGCUCAGAGCUGAUACACAGGAAAUGGCAUUAACGUUACCAGAAAGGGAGAAACGGUAAACCAUCUUGCCCGCUUCCCCGCUUAUGUAUAACGGGUAAAUGCCAUACAUCGUGACCAUAUCUUACGGCUAUUCUUCUUUCCUUUUGUUGGGCGAUGUUGGGCAUAGGGGCGAGAAUGGGAUCGAGCGGGGUGAAGAAGCGACUUUGGGCGUUUAUUUAAAGCAACGGAGACUGGCUUUUCCCUCCCUCCGUUCGGCAUAACUCUAUCAUAUCUCCGAUUUCCGCGAUCAUCUUUGCACUCAAAUCUUCUGAUCGGCCUCUUGGAUCUGCCAGUUAUUCGCCAACAAUAGCAAUUGCAGCAUCGUAAACAUGGCAGAUAAUCCACCCGCUAUAGAAGAGAAGAAAAGCACCCUCACCAUUACUGACGUCGAGCCGACCGAUGUCAGUGUGGUUGACGGCCAAGGCCGCCUAGUCUAUUCGGAGGCGGAGCGAAAACUCGUCCGAAAAUUAGACAUUCGGCUAAUGCCCAUCCUCUUUAUUGCUUAUUUCCUCAGUAUUGUUGAUCGUUCCAAUGUCUCAUAUGCCAAGAUUGCCAACGCCGAAAAGCGAAACAAUUUGCAAGCCACGGCAAACAUCAGCGAUGAGCAAUUUUCCGUUGCUCUGGCAGCAUUCUUUGUCGGUUACAUUGUUUUUGAAAUUCCAUCGAACCUCAUAAUGAAGAAAGUCGCGGCGCCCAUUUGGAUCGCUCGUAUCAUGGUCAGCUGGGGUAUCGUCACGACCUUCCAAGUCCUCAUAACCCAAUCAUGGCACUUCAUUCUUCUUCGCUUCCUUCUCGGCGUCUGCGAGGCUGGUUUCUUCCCUGGCGUUGUUUUGUACCUCACCUACUGGUAUCGCAAACAAGAAGCUGCGAAGCGAAUUGCAGGCUUUUACGUUGCAACUACCGUGGCCGGUGUUGUUGGAUCUGCUUGGGCAUACGGAGUUCAACAGAUGAACGGACGCCAUGGUUACUACGGCUGGCAAUGGUUGUUCCUCACAUCCGGUGUUCCAACCAUCGGCAUGGGGAUCCUCGUCUAUUUCAUUCUCCCUGCGACACCCGAAUCUGUCAAGAGCGGCGGCUGGUUGACGCCUGAGGAGAAAGAAUUGGCGUCGCAGCGUCUUCGCGUUGACGGCGUUGCUAAACACGAAGAGAAGUUCGAGAAAGGAGAGUUCAUUAAGGUCUUCAUUGACCCCAAAAACUGGCUGUUUAUUAUCAUGUACUUUGGAACGGUCAUGUGUGCCAACGCUCUUGGAUUGUUCUUGCCUACCAUCCUGUUCAUGCUGGGUUACACGUCUCUUGAUGCUACACGGAUGUCCAUCGCACCGUACGCUGCCGGCGCUGUGAUGACUAUGGGAGCGGCUUGGGUUUCUGACCGCACGCGCCAACGUGCAGCACCUCUUUUCGUCACCGCUCUUAUUGGAUGUGUUGGUUUCACCGUCCUGGCCACCACAGGCUUGACUGAUCGUGACGGAAAAUACGCCGGAUGUAUCAUCGCCGUGGCUGGUGUCUUUUCCGCCAUCCCAUUGGUUUUCUCCUGGCUCAGCAACAACCUGAAGACAAGUACCGGUGCGGCAACAGCUAUAGCACUCGUGUCAUCCAUUGGCAACUUGGGCAGUGUGGUAGCCUCCUACACUCAGUACAAGGACGAUAAGCCGCAGUACCACCGCAGUCAUACCGUGAAUGCCGUCGGAAUGGCGCUCACAGCAUUAGUGGCUGUCAUCCUCCGUGUUUGGUAUCAACGCCUCAAUGCCAGGCAACGAACCACCUUCCAAGAUACGGAGAGGGCCCAAGAAGGCAAGAAGCAGAUUGUGUACAUGCUCUAAGAAGCUUUCAGAGUAGGAUGCUGAUGGUGGUUAUUUCUGUAUAAUGAGUUGUUUCCGUAUGUAAAUAAAAAUUCUUGCAGCUCUAAGUAGCCAUCGCCA